This is a messenger RNA of Peromyscus californicus insignis, 6567 nucleotides long. Its product is annotated as serum amyloid A-5 protein-like. Bases 443 to 997 code for a protein of 184 amino acids. NCBI's taxonomy places the organism in Eukaryota, Metazoa, Chordata, Mammalia, Rodentia, Cricetidae. Gene Ontology annotation, cellular component: extracellular region. The record is from RefSeq and is a predicted model, not a curated record. The transcript has 3 exons.
UGUGUUCACAUUGCACAAUUACAGGAAAUGACCUGUGGAUGGAGCAAGACUUCUGUUGCAGCCUUUUAGAAGAAAUGACCUGCUGGGAGUUUCCCCAAGCACCAUGCCAGUCUCUCUCUGCCCCUGACCCCAGCAGGGAGGCUCAGCAUAAAUACCAGCCUCCUCUCACUGACAGCCACAGCCACCCAUCUCUGCCCAUCAGACAUCAGGUGAGGGACAAACCUAUGCACAGAUACUUAGUGUGUGCUGGGUUUCAGCAAGUGUGCUUUCCUCCCAAGGGAAUUCCUCACUUCACUUCCAUUCACCUGGUGUGGGAUUUGUGCCGGCUGAGGGGGCACAAUGCUUCUUGCUGAAUCAGAGGCUCCUGGAGGGAGUGGUGAUCUCUGCUCCUGCAGCUGCAUCGGAGCUGCCUGCUGCCUUCAUAAACAGUUCAGCAGGCAGGAUGGGGUCAGAACUGAGACCUUGUGGCUCUGAGCGGGGUCCUGCUGUGAGGUCUCCAGGGGCCACUGCUAGGACACUACUGAACAUCAGUAAGACAGAACAACCAGGGCGUCUGUGGAUGAGACACCCGAGAGGGAGGCGCCAGACUGUGGGCGUCUCCUUCAGCCUGUCCUUUCAUUUCAGCAGGAUGAAGCUUCUCACUGGACUCAUUUUCUGCUCCUUGGUCCUGGGAGUCAGCAGUCAAAGCUGGUUUUCAUUCCUUAGCGAGGCUUACCAUGGGGCUGGGGAUAUGUGGCGAGCCUACUCUGACAUGAAGGAGGCCAACUGGAAAAACUCAGACAAAUAUUUCCAUGCUAGAGGGAACUAUGAUGCAGCCCAAAGGGGACCAGGAGGAGCCUGGGCUGCUGAAGUCAUCAGUGAUGCAAGAGAGGGCUUUCAGAGUCUCAUAGGCCGUGGACACGAGGACUCUAUGGCUGACCAGGAAGCAAACAGAUGGGGCCGCAGUGGCAAGGACCCCAAUCACUACAGACCUAAAGGACUGCCUGACAAAUACUGAGCAUCCUCUUUAUUGCUCCAGGAGGCUGUGAUGUGGGCCCUGAGGACAGGGUCUGGGGUUCUUCUUUCUCAUGAACACUGGAGUUGCUUGGGAACACACAAUAGUUAUCUCACAUGAAUAUGGACCAAGAGUUUCAAAACUGUUAUUCUUGGAGUAGUAACUACUUGCUUGAAAAGAGGGUAAUAAACACUAACAUGGAAGUGGAGCUGAGCCUGAGUAUCUGUCAUUGAAGGACAUUUCUGGGUUCACACAGGGCAGACACCACUCUCACAGAAUCUGGCAUGAUCCCUUCUCUGGGCUCCUGUGCUAUGGGUAUGUUGUUAUUUUCAGGCCUUCCCAUGUCCAGGCCCUUACUCCCUGUCAACCAUGUCCAGUCACCUGUUCUCAUACCACAGCCUUGUGCUCCCUGUCUCUGGGGACCAGGUACACAACCAUAGGAGGACUUGCCCUGCAGCUAUCACCUGAUCUUGCUCACUCCUCAGCAGCACCUAGACAAAUCCAGUAUCGCACAACUUCUCCAUCCUAAGAAAUAUUCCCAAGUAGUUUCCUCUCGUCUUAGGUCACUAUUUCUGUGAGAAAAUACUAUGGCCAAAGCAACUUAGAGAAGGAACAGUUUGUUUGGCUUACACUUCCACAUCACUGAAGGAAGUCAGGGCAGGAACUCAAACAGAGCCAGAACCUUGUGUCAGGAGCUGAUGCAGAGGUCAUGGAGAGGUGCUGCUUACUGGUUUGCACCUCAUGGCUUGUUCAGCUGGCUUCCUCAUAGAACCCAGGACCACCAUCCCAGGGAUGGCACCACCCACAAUGGCUGGGCCCUCCCCCAUCAAUCACUAAGAAAAUGCCUACAGCCAGAUCUUAUAGACACAUUUUUAAUUGAGGCUCCCUCUUCUCCAAUGACCCUCUUGUGUCCAGUUGACACAAACCCAGCCAGCACACCUCUGCUUGGCUUACAUUGAGUCCAGAGAAAUAUCACAGGGAAAACUGUGUCUGGAGAUACAGACACAGCAUCAACACCAAGAUGCAGCCCGUUUGUGUGGCCUUUGACAUCCUUGUUCUGGGGAAAAGCCACUGUCCUUCUAAGCAUAUUCUGGCUGUACAACCUACACACUCCUCAGGAGUCUGGGCACUUUCCUUCUUAGAUAGGAAUUCUGAAUGCUUUUCUCGUAUUGCACCUCUAAGAAAUAGAUGACCUGGCCUUUCCAAACUAGUGAACAGACUUCUCUGUCCACAUGUUCUACUUGUCACAUGCUGAGAGGUGGUGGUUGUUGAGACAGGGUCUCACAGUGUUACUCAAGCUAGUCUUGAACACAAGAGAUCCUCCUGCCUCAGGCUCCCAAGUUCUGGGAUUACAGGCAUGUGCCAGCACACCAGACUGUUUAAAAAUGUUUUAUAUGAGUAUGGUGUGUGGGAGUGUACUGUGCUGGCUGGUCUGAUGUCAAUUUGACACAAGCUAGAGUCAUCAGAGAGAAGGAAAUCUCAAUGGAGAAAAUGUCUCCAAAAGGUCCUGCUGGAGGCUGUGUAACUUGGUCUUCAUAUGAGACUCCUAACAGUGAGAGCAGGGGCUGUCUCUGACUGUGUUGCCUGCUUUGGAAUCCAGCCAUAACAGAAGAGGAGGUGCCUAAUCUCGCUGCAACUUGAUAUAUCAUGGCUUACUGAUAUCUAGGGAUGCCUGCCUGCAUCUGAUGAGAAACAGUGGGGGAGUGGAUGCGGGGCGGGGGCGUGUAGGAACUGGGAAGAGGGGAGAGAGGGGAAACUUUGAUUUGAUUGUAAAAACAAAUUUAUAUAUACACAGACAAAAAAAAACCCACACAAAUUAAAAAUAUCUAGCUGUAGGGUAUUUUCUUAAUUAGUGGUUUAUAGGAGAGGGCCCAGCCCAUGCAGAUGAUGCCAUCCAUCAGCUGGUGGUGCUGGGUUCUAUAAGGAAGCAGGUUGAGCAAGCCAUGAUGAGCAAGCCGGUAAGCAGCACCCCUCCAUGGCCUCUGCAUCAUCUCCUGCAUCCAGGUCCCUGUCUUGUUUGAGUUCCUGUCCUGACUUCCUUCAAUGAUGGACUAUGAUUAUAAGUGUAAGUCAAAUAAACCCUUUUCUCCCCAACUUGCUUUUGGUCAUGAUGUUUCAUCACAGCAAUGGUGACCCUAUGACAUGUGUAUGUUCAUGCUUGCAAGUGUGUGGAGGUACAGAAGACUCUUGGUUGAUGUUGGCUGUUGUCCUACUUUGUUUCUCUGUUGCUGUGAUUAAUACUUUAACCAGUUGUGGGGGAAAGGGUUUACCAGGCUUAUAGGUUACAGUCUGUCACCAAAGGAAACCGAGGCAAGAACCUAGAGGCCGUCACUGAAACAGAGACCACAGUGGAGCACUGUUUCCUGGCUCUAGUUUGUGUACAGUUGACAACAACUAACCGGCAUGGGUAUCUUCCUCAGUCGCUUGCACUUCUGUUUACUGAGGCAGUUCUCUCUGAAGCUGCAGCUUGCCUUCUCCUGCUGGCUCUCUGUCCUUGCUCCCUGGGCACUGGGGUUAGAGGCAGCUACCACACCUGCCCAGCUUUUAUGUGGGCCCUGGGAAUGCAAACUCUAGUCCUCAUGCUUCUCAGACAAGUGCUACCCACUGAACCACCCUCUCCCACACGGUGCAGACUUGAAUGUCUCUCAUAUUUAUAAAGCCUUGGAAGGCUUGCUUUAUUCAGCCUCACAGCUCGUCCUUUCUCUGAUCUUUUGUUCUCUUUUCUUGCAUUUCAUGAAAAUCUAGAACCCGACUUGGGGCCUCUCUGCUGUAGGAAUCUGACCACGGACUUGCCUCCUCAGUACUACACUCUCCGGGAGUCAAGUCCACGGCCACACUACCCUCAAGGCCAGUGCUUUGAGCAUGGUCACAGAGCCACCCUGCCACCACUGUCUCCCCAAUCUCAUUUAUUCUGCCCCCAACUCCUUUUGUCCUAACUCUGAGACAGCGCUUAUCCCCUCUCCCUCACCUCUGUUGGAACCUCCUCACAGGAACUGGAGAUGUUCUGUUGGGAACUACUCUACUCUAUGUUCACAUUUCCUUUAUUCUUUCAGUGUUUGGUUUUUCUCUAACAGGGUCUCACUAUGCAGUCCUGACUGUCCUGGAACUCACUAUGUAAACCAGGCUGUCCUCAAAUUUACAGAGAUCUGCCGCUUCUGCCUCUCAAGUGCUGAGACUAAAGGCUUGUGCCACUAUGCCCAGCUCAUUUAUUCUUUUCAGUUGUCUUUCCUCUGAAAAUAUAACUUCACUCAUCUCCUCCCCUGAAGAGUACUCAAUUCCACUUUGAGCCCCCGUGCCCUCCUGUGAUUUGUCUUCUCUGCCAGAAGAGGGCGCUGCCAAGGCAAGCCCGAAAUAAGACCCCUGCUUCUGUACACUUGGCUUCUUUCCAGCUGGUGUUUCUGGGACCCCCGGUACCCCUCACCCCAGAGAGUUUUAGACUAACAAAAUCCAAGUCUGCUUCCCACAGGUUCAGUGGCAGCCCAGCUAGAUUGCCAAGGGAUUCAGAAGUACGUAUCUUACCUUUCUUUCCAUGGCUGGUUCUCCCUGCCCCUCCCUGGCAGUGCCCUGUUGGGGGCAACUUCCCAGGAAGGCUGUUAAAACCCCAGCUAACUGCCUGGUCAGUUAGAAAAAAACAGCUACUCUCCUGGAUUCGUCCUUUCCAAAUAAAUCUCUUUCUCAAAAUCUUCAUUCACUGAUGCACAGAAGAACCUUGCUGGGACAUCCCAUAGUGGAUUGAGCAAGGGGGAGCUGAACAGAAGAUCUUUGCUGAGACAUCCCUCAGUGGACAGAGCAGACUUUUCUCCUGAGCCUGAGGGGAUUGUUACAUUUCUGCAAUUUCUUAGGCCAGAGAAGCAGAGCUCUGCUGGGAAGCCCCCUUAAGUGGGUGCUGAGCAAAGCUCAGCUGUAGCAGCUCUCCAGGAGAGGAGCAGGAUUGCUAUAUCCUGCGAGGAGACCAUCCCCAUCACACCAGGUACAGUCUGACUUUCCCCAACAGUCAGGAUACCCUUCUCUGCUGAAGCAGUUCCAGCUGUCACAGCUGUGCUAAACAGGACACCUUCAGGGCAGAGCUGUUGUUCUGAGCAACUCGAGGUGUCCAGGAUACCUCGCCCUCCAGGGCUGAACUGUCUUCUUGUAGUUCAGCCAUCAGAGCUAUCCUAAGCAUCUCAAGGUGUUGCCUGACUCCCAGGUAGUCAGGACACCUUUCCCAGAGUUGCAAAACUCAUGUUUUGGUGCCAAAAUCCGGGACCAAACCCAGACUUGUUGCAACCAAUUUACUUAAUUGUUGGUGCUGAAACCCAGGACCAAACCCACAGAGUUGCAAACAAUUUACUUACACACAGUGCUUUUCCUGCUACCUGCAGAUCAAGAUGUAGAACUCUCAGCUCCUUCUCCAGCACCAUGUCUGCCUGUGCACUGCCAUGCUCUCCACCAUGAUGAUAAUAAACUGAACCUCUGAAACUGUAAGUUAGCACCAAUUAAAUGUUUUCCUUUAUAAUAGUUGUCAAGUUAUUGGUGUCUGUUCACAGCAGUAGAAACUCUAAUUAAGACAGUGCUGUCAUCCCUCUUCUCGGCUCCCAGGCCUUAUACCCUUUAGCUACCACCUCAUUUUGUCUUUGGGAAGAGGAACCCCUGGAGUCCUGGCAAUUGAUACACUGGUCUCUCCACCCUUAUUCCUGACUCAAAGUACAACCCUUGCACUGUGAGGUCUAAGGGACCUUUUUCCUAUGGUUCAAACUCAGUCUCUAAAACCAUAGAACUGAAACACUAUUCCAUGAGUACCCUCUGGCAUUGCAGGAGAAGGGAAGCUGACUCUGCCUGGAGCUGUUUCCACUGCACACCUCACAGGCGGCUUCCUCUAGCUCACAUCUUUCACUGAGGUAAGGCUAAAUUGCUGUGACAACAAUAACUCCAAAUACUGAAGCUUAUGGAACCUACAGAUGCACCUCACACUUAGCAGUUUAGGGCCCAUAUCUCAGCCACCACGGGCUUCAGCUCUGCACUACACAUUCCUUCCAAGCUGUUUUACCACACUGCAGUCUUGCACCUCAAAUUAUGAUCUGAAGGCCAGAAACAUCAGUCACCUUCAAUCUUGUCAGAAGUACAAAACCUCAGGAUCCCCACCAGUUCUGUUGUGACAUUUAGGAUCACCUCAUUUGUGAGUACCAUGAAAACCAGAAAUGCGGGUGCCCUACUACAGAAACCAUUUAGAAUUUCAAGAUUGAGGAAACAGAGCACUAAGUCAAGAGCAGGAGCUCUCCCAAGCAGCAGAUUCUGUUACUGUGAGUGCACAUGGGGCUUCCUGGGGGUAUAAAGGCCAAUUGAGUCCCAAGGCAUUCCCAAAGCAUAUCCACAAGGUCACACAUACCCAUGAAAUAGUACAGUUUACUAUGAAAUGUUACUCAAUGGGAGGGUUGAAAAUACUAUGACAUAGCUGGGCAGUGGUGGCGCACGCCUUUAAUCCCAGCACUUGGGAGGCAGAGGCAGGCAGAUCUCAGUGACCCAUUUACCUGUUCUACAUGGAGUGUCAGUUCUUACUCCUGGGCAGGUGGCUCUACACUCAGUUCCUAGGUGCC